Cokeromyces recurvatus is the source of this 1101-nucleotide messenger RNA. RefSeq names its product glycosyl-transferase for dystroglycan-domain-containing protein. Gene Ontology annotation, biological process: protein O-linked glycosylation via mannose. Lineage: Eukaryota; Fungi; Mucoromycota; Mucoromycetes; Mucorales; Mucoraceae. Bases 1 to 1101 code for a protein of 366 amino acids. The transcript has 3 exons. Gene Ontology annotation, molecular function: glucuronosyltransferase activity; xylosyltransferase activity. The record is from RefSeq and is a predicted model, not a curated record.
AUGGGUUUAGAUAACGUUACACCUUAUUAUUUUAAAGCAUCUAAAAUAAAGAAAGCAAAAGAUAUCACUUUAGCAACUUUAGUGACUCGUAAUCGCUUUCAUGUAUUAAGUCGACUUGCAACAAAUUAUAAAGGUCCAAUUUCAGCAGCAGUUCAUGUAUUAGAUGAUGAAGAAAAAAUAGCGACGAUCAAGGAACUUACAAAGAUGUAUAGUUCGAACGAGGACAUGAAAGGAUAUGUUGAUAUUCAUUUAAUCAUUGAUAGAUACGAUCGACAAUUUAAUAUGUGGCGAAACAUAGCGAAACUGUUUACACGUACUGAUUAUCUCAUGAUGCUCGAUGUUGAUUUCCAUCUCUGUACGGAUAUUCGAAAGACGAUUUUAGGAGAUCCAAGAUUGCAUCUGAUGCUAGACUCAGGCAAGACGGCGAUCGUCGUACCCGCCUUUGAAUAUGUAAACCAAAGGGAUGGCCUUGAUUGGCGUACGUUUCCAACAAAGAAAUCAGAUGUGAUACGACAGGUGAAUGAACUUAAACUCGAUCGCUUUCACAGUUCUUGGGCGACUGGACAUGGGGCGACCAAUUACAGUCAUUGGUAUAAAGCGACUGACAUAUAUCCUGUUACUGAAUACGAGUUCUCCUAUGAACCUUAUAUCGUGUAUAAAAAGGAAGGCACCCCCUGGUGUGAUGAACGAUUUAUUGGUUAUGGUGCUAAUAAAGCGGCUUGUCUAUUUGAACUCUUUAUUUCCGGUAUUGAUUAUUGGGUUUUACCUAAUGAUUUCUUGAUUCAUCAAUCUCAUAAAUAUGCAAAUCAUGAUAGAAUUAGAGAGCGUGUGCAUAAUAAAUCUUUAUAUGAAAACUUUAGAAAUGAAAUCUGUCUUCGUUACUCUAGAAAAUAUGUGAUAGAAGAGAGUUGGUAUACAUCAACUGCAAACAAUAUGAAGAAAGUGUGUACACAUAUUCCUAAAUGGAAAUAUCUGUCUGGUAUUUCAAAGGAGCAACGAUUAAAAGAUUUAGAAGAGGAGAAAGCUGUAUUAAAAACGUUCCAGCCACAACAGCAAGAAGAAGAAGAUAAUGUCGAACAAGAAAUUAUUGCCAGUAUAUAA